Messenger RNA from Aspergillus homomorphus CBS 101889, 1233 nucleotides. RefSeq lists its product as uncharacterized. The transcript has a single exon. NCBI's taxonomy places the organism in Eukaryota, Fungi, Ascomycota, Eurotiomycetes, Eurotiales, Aspergillaceae. The coding region runs from base 1 to 1233 and encodes 410 amino acids. The record is from RefSeq and is a predicted model, not a curated record.
AUGCAUUUUUCUCACUUCGAGUGCGUGCCGCACGCACAAUUCCUACAAAUCGCCAAACACCUGGACGACCAAAGCCUGCUAGCGCUCCGACUGACCUCGCACGAGGUGAAGUACCUAGUGGAGCCACUGACGUGGGCGCUCUUCGCGCGCAGCCUGGAGACGAUCGAGACGAACCUCUCGUACGACAGCAUCUGGCGCAUCCACUACGAUCUCUGCCGACCCAGAGGCAACCCGCUGGCGCAGCUCGUCAAAAGACUCGCGAUCCGGUAUCCGUUCACCGGGCCGAACACCCCCUUCAACCGGGCCGCCAUCUCCAGCGAGAUCGAAGACCCGCUGGCGCUCCGCGAGAUCCGGAUCCUGCGCGAUGAUCUCGAGGGCGCGCUCACCCGCUGCCGCGACUUCGCCUUCUACCUUGACUCGCCGGCGGGGCCUAUCGACUGCAUCCAUUCCGGUGAUGUCGUGCGCGUUAUGUUUGACGUGUUUAAUGCUGCGAGGAUCCCGCUGCGGAGUCUGAAGAUCAUGACGCAUUUGCAUCGGGUUCGUCGUGGUGGUGGUGGUGGUGGUGGGAGCUGUAGCGGGGGUCGGAGUCGCAGUCAUAGUCGCAGCAGCAGUAUAGGCAGUGGAAGCGGUAUCAUCGAGCAGCCCACCACCAUCCAGCGACAGAUCAUGCAGCUGCCCAACUUGACCGUUCCGGCGCUGCAUCCGGAGUGUCUGGGCAAGCUGCGCAAGCUACAUCUGCAUGAUGACUAUUUUCGUGAGUUCCGCGGUACGUCUAUUGUCUGGGAGCUGCUGGAGUGCACGCCGGCGCUCGAGGAGUUGAGGGUGGUGGGUGCCCGGCGCGUGCGCCCCACGGGGAAUAUCCUCGAGGCGCUGUCGACGGCGCAGCUCGCGUCGCAGAGGAUUCGCGUGUUCGAUGUCCGUAAGGUAGAGGUCACCGUCGGGAUUCUGCAGAGAUGUCUCCUCAACAUGGCGGAAAGGGGCCUGGAGACCCUCGAGCUUAGGGAUGUCGUGCUGGAUGCGCGCUCCGGCUCCUGGGAGGAUGUGCUCGGCUGCGCGUGGCGCGAGUGUCUUGAUCUCUCCCGUCUCGUGCUCAGCGGUCUCGGUGUCAGGCGUGAUCACUGCGUGAGAACGAUGUUUCGGCCUGGAUCUAGUAUGAUCGUGUCGGGUUCGGUCCUGCGCGUCGGCGAGGAAUUGAGGCAGUUGGUUCAGAGAGCGAGGAUCAUGGAGAUCUAA